GGAAAUGAUGAUCUGGAACCCGCUUGGGCUCAUGCCUUCUUUCGCCGGACCCGGAUGCUUGAUUCGGAUUUCCAAGGCGAUGUACUCGCUGUCAUCAGUCUGAUAUCCAAUGCACUGCACACGGGUUCUCCUCUGCCUCAAAUCACCCCAUGUCAUUACUCGACAGGUUCAUGCUCAGGCAUCAUGGUUUGAACGUAGUGCAUGAAGAAUCAGAAGACGAUUAUGGCUUGCCACGCACGUUUACCAUGGAAACGUUGGAGAAUCUGCAGUACCUAACAUUUUAUGUUGGCGUUUCCACUGCCUUUGGAAUCAUUAUUCGAUUCGAUCGUUUCAUGAUUGCUGCUAAAGAGCUGGUCGGCGAGCAGUAUCAUAUUAAUAUUGAUGAUAUGGGCUUCUCUUCAUCUUCCUCGGCCUCUUCUCCAGGAGCUUUCCUUGCUGUCUCUGGGAUAUCCUCGUCAGCAACCUUGCCUUCGUCCCACGCUUUGCGAAGCCGUUCUUUGUCUUUGUCUUUGAGGUCGUCGAAACCAUCGAGUUCAUCGGCGGAUUCAAAUUGAGAUGUUGGAUAGGAUCUUGGUAGUCGUGCAACCCCAAUGGCGCCAUGAACUGCCAAACGAGUGUUAAAAGGCUAUCUUUGAGUAUGACAUGUCACUCACUAGCUAGUGUUCCCCCUUGAAAUCGACGACAGACCCAACACGAAGCUCUCCUUUGGCGAUUGGACUACCUGUAGUUAAUGUUAGGUGAUGAAAGAGAUUAUUGCAAUUAACUGAGCGCACCAGCGCAGGGCUUUAGGACCUGCCGAUG
This is a messenger RNA of Suillus fuscotomentosus, 801 nucleotides long. RefSeq lists its product as uncharacterized. The record is from RefSeq and is a predicted model, not a curated record. Bases 150 to 554 code for a protein of 134 amino acids. The transcript is spliced from 3 exons. NCBI's taxonomy places the organism in Eukaryota, Fungi, Basidiomycota, Agaricomycetes, Boletales, Suillaceae.